This is a messenger RNA of Plectropomus leopardus (leopard coralgrouper), 525 nucleotides long. The record is from RefSeq and is a predicted model, not a curated record. NCBI's taxonomy places the organism in Eukaryota, Metazoa, Chordata, Actinopteri, Perciformes, Serranidae.
GUGAGGCCCUGUUAGAGAGUAACACAGUGAUAGACUUUGUAUACUGCUCUCCCUCUCUGCGUUGUGUCCAGACUGCACAGAACAUCCUGAAAGGUCUGCAGCAGGACGGGAAGCUGAAGGUGCGAGUGGAACCGGGCCUUUUUGAAUGGACCAAGUGGGUUUCUGGAAGCUCCCUGCCUGCAUGGAUACCUCCCACGGACCUGGCUGCAGCCCACUUCAGUGUAGACACAACGUACAGACCUCUGAUCCCAAUCAGCAAGCUCUCUGUGUCUGAACCGUACGAGAACUACAUGAGCCGGAGCUACCAAGUGACCAAAGAUAUCCUGUCAGACUGCAAAAACACUGGAAACAACGUGCUGAUUGUAGCCCACGCUUCUUCCUUAGAGGCCUGCACACGCCAGCUGCAGGGCCGCGGCCCGCAGAGCGCCAAGGAUUUCAUCCAAGUAGUCCGAAAGGUCUGUUCGCUGCAUAUCUUCCAUCUGUCCAUCUGAUUUAUUUGUUUUUCUUUUACACACCCAACUUUCC